AAAGUAACAGAAUCGUUGUCAUAAUUAUUUCUGAACAUUUUUGAUGAAGCUGUCCAGAGAGAAAAAAGAAACUGAAAAGAGAGAUGGAGGUAGAUGGAUUGGGGAGUUGUGCCAGAGAACGCGGCGUUGGGGUUGCUCCUCCUUUCAUUACUACCGGUAUUGACCCGAUGUUGGCACGAGCCUGUUCGGGCGGGUAAGUCUUGCUUGGCGCCCUACCCUAUCAUACUUCUUUCGGAAUCUGGGCUUUUCCACGGACAUCCCUCUCGUCUUCUCGCGGACUUUGUUUGAAUUCACAUUACCAUACAGAUUCCGGGCCACUUAUUUCUCCUCGUAGUCUUCUAUCUCCUUUUCGUUGACCCUUGCAGCGAAAAACUGCGACGCGGGGUCGAAGUUGAAAAGCCGGGUAAGCGACCACUUAUCUGAUCGCGGGGUUUAAGUACCGUGAUCCGAUAAACGAAUUUUCUACUGGUAUGAUUGAUAAUAUUAUGAUUAAUAAUUCUGCUUUUUCCUCCCUAGAGCCACCGUUUUAAUCGCUCUGCUCCACAAAGGCAACUCCACCACCGCUAUCAUCAUUGUUCUCAUCGCCCCUCAGAACACAGAAUACGAAAACACAAAUUGCCAUCGCCCUGAAUAAUCUUUCAUUCCUUUCAUUCCUCCUAGAUAUUCUGCAACGCUCUUCCCUUGUCACAAUGACUCCACACUCCAUUCUCCCAGACACCGCUCCAGAUUUUGAACCCGCCACAACCAUAAAUACCAAUUCUCAAGCUCUCGUUCUGUGCCCACCUGCUGUAUCUUCUCACCCCGACUUGCUCGAGAAAUCUCUCUCCAUAUUUGAUAAAAGCUCGACGGAUGUCCAAAUGUUGGACAGACUUUCGUUGAAAGUCGUCACCCUUCCAACCAGCACCUACUCAUCCGUUCUUAUCCUCGCCGACCCGUCCUCGAAUACUGCUUCUCUAGAGCUUGAGCCUUAUGUCCUUCAAUGUAUUUUCAACUCAAUGCUUCCAAAAGCUACGCUUAGGAGCCAAGAAGAAACUUUCGCGAGAGUGAACACACUUCAAUUUCUUGUUGCGGGAUUCAUGGUUGAGAAAGAUGUCAACGGAAGCGUCGUAUUGGUUAAGCCAGAGUUUACCGGAAACGCAUCGGUUCCGUUGAAGUCGCGAAGAAAACAAAGAGUUGAUGAUUCGAGCGAGCUCAAUUCUGCCAUGCUCGAGUCCGUUCCCACCGCCACCGAAGCGCCCGUCAUCAGAGGUGUUGGUUUCGUCCUCAACGAUGAUGACUUAGAGGACGAUGACGAUCUUAUUGAUGAAGAUACUCUUUUGGAGACCGGCGAUCUCGGCACGCUCAUUCAACGUAUGUUUUCUCUUUCUUUUCGAAACCCACCGAUGCAAUGCUAACGUUCUCUACCCUAGCUCCCCAGUGUAGGCCCGACCCGGGAAAGCGUAGACGUGCUUGCAAGGACUGCACCUGUGGGCUGCGUGAAGAGCUAGAAGGCGAAGACAAAGUGAAACGUGAAGCUGCAGACAAGGCAUUGGCAGCUGCAAAGGAGAAAGCUUCUGCUGGGGUUAAGCUCACUGUCAACGACCUUGCAGAGGUUGACUUCACUGUGGCAGGAAAAGCAUCUUCCUGUGGAAGCUGUUACCUUGGUGAUGCAUUCAGGUGUGCUCAGACUCCAUGAUAUCACAAAAUUUGCGCGGGCAUCUAACUAAUUAAUCUAUCUCUCGCGCUCUAGAUGCGCAGGGUGUCCAUAUAUCGGUCUCCCAGCCUUUAAGCCUGGGGAGCAAGUUACAAUUGAUAUAGACGACGACCAACUGUAAACUUAUGUCCUGUUUAACUCAUCUUCUGGUUAGCUUUGCUUUUCUAGAUUCGCUUGGCUCAUGGGUCUGCGCUCAAGUCAAAUUUCAUGUUCUAAUAGGGAAAUGGUCAUGGUUGUAUUUUAGGUCUGGUUUUUUUCUAGAGGGGGUUUGGGCAAUACACUGUCUAGUUGCUUGUCACAUUUUAUUUUCUUACCAGCUUUCCACUUUUCAAUCUGGCGUCUUGUUCUGCGAUGGGUGAGGGUUGAAUUUGUCGCGAAACGAGUUGUUUUAGAUGAGGGAUGGCUGGUGGUGUUACUGGUAUCGGGAUUCUGAUGUUCCUUUUGGAGGUGGUGAUCACUUGCUGUUGUUGUUUACCUCGCAAGUCGUGCAGUUAAAUUCUUACGCCCUAUU
Molecule: messenger RNA, 2204 nt
Organism: Tuber aestivum (summer truffle)
Lineage: Eukaryota; Fungi; Ascomycota; Pezizomycetes; Pezizales; Tuberaceae
Source: the annotation of a GenBank genome assembly